UCCCGAAUGUUGUAGAACACAUUGAUUUGUGCCCUUGUCCUUUCCACGGUGAUCAAUCGCCCGACCGUAUAGCGUUGGGAAUAGAUUUGGCUUCCAUAGACCCGUUAGCUAUUUUCUCAAACAAACAAAUGUUACACUUCUUAAAUUCCCAAGCACAUGAAAAAAAACACAAUUGACUUCGUUUGCUUGCAGAUAACUCGGUGCAUGGUUCUUUCGACAUGUCGCUUCGCAUGUGUAAAGUGAUAAGGUGAACGAGGCACAUGAUGAAGCGCCUUUUGGUCAUUGUUCGAUUGUCACGAAUGAGGAAAUGUCAUGUUGCCAGCAUGUAUACGUUAUAGAGAAUAUUGGCAAGAAUUUUUUUUUUCCUUUGAAUACGUGCAGGGCUAUCAUGAUUUGUCGAACGUAUAAUAAAGUUCUACUGAAUGUACAGUGUCAAGUUUUAUCCAAGUGUUCUGUCACAUGACGGAAUAUAAUUCUAGCUUCUCUACUGUGUUCUUUGGAAUAGAUAUAGCUAUCGUACACUUCAUUUACUGUAUAUUUAAACUUACUGUAAUUCAUUAUCUAUCCUUGGUUGUAUUUUUGAUGUAACUAACGUAUGUACUGUAAAUCGCCUAAUUUUUGCGGUGAGUCUUUUUCUCGCGGAUUUGCGAAUAAGAGGGACUAAUCUCAAAAAUAAAGAGGCCCGAAUUGGCGGUGUGAAGAAUUGGGUGGUUAUUCAUAUCGAGUGAGCAAUAAACAUAAAUUCCAUAAAUUGUACAUUGUACUUCAAAUAUGCCGUUCUCAAAUCACUACUCAACUACCCGCGACUACGGCGAGAUCUCACCGAUAUUACCAGAAGAAACGAGACAACGUCAUCAUCACCACCGAUGGGCCUCUGAUGACACAAUAAACAUUGUAUUUCAAGUUGAAAGACAAUACAUGUAGCAGGAGCAAAGAUAAUGCUUCACUGACAUCGCAAAUGUGAAAAGAGAGUAUUCCUUUCACGGAACUUGCUCGCUCACUUGUCCGUUUCGAACAAAAUCAAUAGCUCAAACUAUGAACUGGGCCAAGUUGACAAAAGUCAUUCACGUAUACACACCUCUUUCUUCAAUAUACUACUUCACUUGUAUUGGUCUACGACAGUAAUUUAUAUACAGGACAACCAUGCUAUGCAUUGAAUAAAACGUGACUGAAUAUCGUUGUGAUCUUUAAUACCAUUAUACGAAAAGGAUCGAAUUCUUGGUUGGGCGUUUACACGUACUUAGACAUGCGAAUACUUCAACAAAAGCUGAGGUGAUUUUGCGUUUACCGAAGUUCGAAUACGUACGCAUGAUUGUAUGGAUAUAGCGUUCUCAUCUCUCACAUCAUUUCAUCGAUAUAUAUUGGAUUUAUUGACUUCUUGAUCUUAUAAGUGGUACAUGAUAAACUGCAACAAAAGCCAUGAACACCAGCUCAAUCACCGCUAAUAUCUGUGCAGUAUUCAUCUGUUUGGUUUCCGCAGCUCUGGCCCAAUCGGAGGACCCUUUCAUCAAACACAAAUGGUGGCCAGCUCUUGGUUUCGCCGUGCCAAUUUCUUGCCUGUUGGUUGGAGUCUGCAUUGGAAGGUGCGUAUUUAAGCAGGAGAAAGAACGCCAGCGCGCUGAUGAGGAGAGGUUGACCAACGAGCAACAAGUGUCUGAUAGUACAAGGGAGAUGCAAUAUACAUCAGGAGAGAUGAGUUGUGAGGAUGCUGUGCAUAGAUUGUAAACAAAAUUGUACAAAGUACUCGUUAUAAGCAUUCUGGGGCACAAUAAGACAUGUAACCCAAAAGGUUCAAAAAAGAACUCAAAGAACCAACGUACGGAGUUAUAACUUGUGUAAAGAGUAUUGUUACCAAGCUGUUGGCUGCCUAGUCACUUCCACUCUUCAGCAGUAGUUUCCAUCAUCAAAUUGCACGUAAAAUUGUGACUAACUCAUAUAAUUAGAUGUAAUUCGUACAGCAGUAUCAUUUUUCGGUAUAUGUAUUUUAGCUUAAUGUAUAAAUAUCAUUUGUAGAAAUAUCAUUAUUUUAUAAAGAAUACAAAAAAGUCGUUUUUUAUGUAAAUUGACUAUUUUACAAUGUAUCAGUAAAUACAGUAGCACCUCUCUAUUAAGGAGACCUUUGAGAUUCUUCGGAUGAAAUAUCAUUUCCCUUCUACCUGUGUUUUAAGUUCACUAUACAUGCUUCCCGAAAUUGGUGGCUUGCAUUAAAACUAACUUUUCCCCCUUGUCCGUCAUUAAAGGCAUUCAAGUGUGUUGGUCAACCAUGACUAUCUCCUUUGUCCCUCCACCAUAAAGCCUAGUUUCCCCUUAUGACAUCACUAUUUUGGACACUCAGCGCCCCAUUUCUGGAAAGGUGUAUAGGAUAAAGGUUUCCUUCAAAUUGCGCCACGCGGAUAUUAUCUAUUGAUCGAUGAAUCAGUAUCACUGUGACCCGAAAUUGUUUAAAGGUCAGUCCUACAUUCUCCAUUAUUGAUUUCUAGAACUUAAUUAGAGCAGCGUACAUGUAUCCUCGAGAACUUUAUCCGUAAUGUGUGCAAUAAGAAGUCUAUGUUCCUUCAAAUGACAAAAGGCAUGAACAUUUCACAAUGAAAACAGGAGAAUUAUUUACUUUGAUUUGGCUAACAACUGUCGCUUAUCACAAAGCAUUUGCUCAAGAUUGCAGCGAAAGAAACGAAAAGGUUUUCAAUGGGUACUGCUAUUCCUUCAACCUAAAUACCUCAAGUGUAUUGGCUAAAGAAGCUAUUUCUGCCUGUAAGGGUCAGAACGCAACCCUAGCAGAUAUAAGGAGCCAAGAGGAGCAGACUUUCAUCUCAGAUAUAGUAGGAGAGCUUGUCACGGGGAGUGAGAAGAUGUGGAUUGACGGCCAGGCUGAAUUCACAAACUGGCACUGGGCUAAUGACGGUAGUCCGUUGGGCGUACAAGGAUGUUUCAAACUAAACUCCGAAACCCAAUUAAUGCAGGCUCACCCUGACAGUGUCUCACCAACGGAAUGCGCCAAAGAAUGUCUAAAGAAAUGGUCGAUUUCAACACUCCAAGUAAACUUCAUCUAUCUUAAGGCUGUGAGUAGUGUUUUGUUCUGUUACUGCGUUUCUGACCUAAAAGGACAAGAUGGUUAUUACUCCGAGAGCUGUACCACACCUUGCGAUGAUGGCAACUACACGUGUGGUGCACGAGGCGCAAUAGACAUCCACGCUAUAAAUGGGACCUACUCUAACUGGAUAGACGCCGGCCGCGGCAAUGAGGCAGUACAUGCCACACCUUGCGCCAUGAUGGAUGGAUCAGAAGACUAUCGGUGGGUUCGGGUACCCUGUUACGAACAGCAUGCGUACAUCUGUGAAUAUGAUUCACAGUCAUGUCCAUCAAAAGGAGAAACUGUCGCUGAAAAAUGCAUCACAAUCUCCGGAACAAAUGAGACGUGGUUCAGAGCGCGAUACGAUUGUAUUCAAAAUGGCGGUGAUCUCGUCACCGUCGCAACGGAACAAGCCCAAACAGAACUGAUGACGUACUUCACAGGAUUGAAUCUGACAUUUUGGAUCGGGGCUACCAGCUUUGAAUGGAAAUUAACGAAUGGCGAUACAAUGAUAUUCACGGAUUGGGAGCAAGGUCAGCCAAGACCGCCAGGCAAAUCCGUACACACCCAACUUUUUAAAAAAGAAGGUUCCCAUGACCUAAAAUGGCAGCUCCAGUUUAACCGUGCAUUUCUUGCCAAAUAUAUUUGUAAAAGAGCCGCUCAGGGCAGUGGGCCGCUCACCACACCGACAUUACCUUUCCCAAAUUCAUCGCCGGGUUCAACCAGCACCGUAAUACCGCAAGAUACGACGGAUGGAGAUGAUCCCAGUGGACUGCAGCAAGAUGAGAUCCCUGUUGUUAAAAUUGUUGUAGUUGUCGUCAUUAUCCUGGUUCUUUCUGUCGUUUUGGCAAUCUGUAUUAUUCUCAUCAAAAAAAGGCGACAGCGCCCAGACCUCUACAGCGACACUGAUAAACUCUCAGUAACGGGUGACAUAGAAGACUACACCAACCCAAUGAACCACGCCAACAGCUACGACAACGCAACGACGACCACAACGCCGAUUGCAGUGCCACCAACGGAGACAUUCAAACCUGCGAAAGCUGCCAAGAUCGACGGAGUGGAGUACAACAAGGAGAAUGAAAAGGUUCGAACUCUUUAUCGGACAGCUUCCGGUCGCCCCGUGAACCGCACCUCAGCUGGCGACACAAUAGGGUCCGAGAGUUCAGGUCUACCAUCUUUCGACGAAGAAUAUAUCGAUCCUAAGGAAAUGUCACAGCGCACGAACCCAUCCACCAAGUCAAGAGAAAGCCGAUCGAGUUUCACGAACCCGUGCUACCAAGGUUGGGGUGAGGCUGACGAUGAACAUUACGAGACACCAAAUGAGCCAAUCAUGACGAAGGUGUUUGAUUUCACCGGGUCGAUGAAGAGCAAGGAUCCAUCUGGAGACGGGGAAACACCCGGUUUGGCGCCAACAAAAGAUGGUUCAGGCACAUCUGAUAAUACGCGAGACGCGCGCAAGUUGGACUCGGUGCGCGACAGGCCGGCUCAGCCGCUUCCGGGUGAUGACCCAACAGGAGACUCAGUCUAUGAACUCGAAGGAGAUUCGCUAACAAAAUCUCAUGCAACAAACGAUAAGGCCAUGAAAGAAACUAAUGAUGAAAAUAUAUACGAAGACCCUGAUGACAAUAAUGACCCUGAUGCGUAUUCAUAUACGUAUAUGCAAUUUCAGCCCAAAAAGUAGUCAAGUUUCCUGAAUAACUCAAAUGCGUAGUAUUCAAAGUGAAAGUUAUGACAGGCUUUUGGAUGUUUACAUACACUAACAAUGUACAUCAUAUACCUGCAUCAUCUCUAAAUUAGGAAUGAUCGGAAUUAUCAAAUCGAUUGGUGAUCAGAGGCCAAGUCAUGUAUUCUGACUUUUGACCGAAACUUGACUAGUGUCAAAUCGAUCGAACCUAUGUUAUAGUGAUCUAUAUACAUGUAUGUAUAGGGUAAGUAAUA
Messenger RNA from Lineus longissimus, 5008 nucleotides. RefSeq lists its product as uncharacterized. Gene Ontology annotation, molecular function: signaling receptor activity. The transcript is spliced from 13 exons. The coding region runs from base 2586 to 4751 and encodes 721 amino acids. The record is from RefSeq and is a predicted model, not a curated record. NCBI's taxonomy places the organism in Eukaryota, Metazoa, Nemertea, Pilidiophora, Heteronemertea, Lineidae.